Phanerochaete carnosa HHB-10118-sp is the source of this 249-nucleotide messenger RNA. RefSeq lists its product as uncharacterized. Lineage: Eukaryota; Fungi; Basidiomycota; Agaricomycetes; Polyporales; Phanerochaetaceae. The record is from RefSeq and is a predicted model, not a curated record. The transcript has 3 exons. The annotation marks the transcript as partial.
CGCAAUCUCCAUGCCCAUAUAUUCAUGGACUUUUCAGAUGGCUCACAGUUUGGCCCUCGAGGCUGCAAUUCUGUAGACAUGGUACAUCUGGAUAAGACUGGCUACGUUUAUAUCCCCGACGACGAGUGCCUCGGGUAUCUGUACGACUUUGGCGAUAAUUGGCAUUUCUCUAUCAAGGUCAACGAGAUCUCUCGUGUGGAAGAGAGUAGCGGCAAAGUCGUUGUCUUGGGUGGUACAGGCGCACACCCU